Abrus precatorius (Indian licorice) is the source of this 477-nucleotide messenger RNA. Its product is annotated as protein GRIM REAPER. The transcript has a single exon. The record is from RefSeq and is a predicted model, not a curated record. Lineage: Eukaryota; Viridiplantae; Streptophyta; Magnoliopsida; Fabales; Fabaceae. The coding region runs from base 1 to 477 and encodes 158 amino acids.
AUGGCCAAGAACAGGAUCAUCCUAAAGCUCACAACAAUUAUCUUUCUGUUCAUCUCUUUAGCCCUAUGUAGUUCACAAUUUGUUUCUUCAACUGAUUCAGAUAAUGACAUGAAUGAAGAUGAAGAGGAAGAUUAUGUUCUUGACAACCCAUUAACCCAUUUAGGAACAAGAAGCAGGUUCUUGGCAAGUGUCAUAAUAAAGAAAGGUGCACGCUGUGAUCUAAAUACUAAAAAUAUAUGCAAUGGGGUUCCAGCAAAGAAGGGAACACAGCUUCUUUUCUGCUGCAAGAACCAUUGUAGAAAUGUUCUUAGUGACAAGAACAAUUGCAUGACGUGUGGAAAAAAGUGCAAGGAAGGAGAGCGAUGUUGUAAUGGAGUUUGUACCAAUGUCUCAUCCAAUGUCCAUCAUUGUGGCAAAUGCAACAAAAAGUGUUCGCAUGGGGUUUUAUGUGAGAAUCGAAUUUGUGGGUAUGCAUGA